GGAUCACCAUUCAUCGCAGCAGGGCCAAGGUGGGUUACAUGGAAUCUACCUGAGGGCCUUCUGCACAGGCUUGGAUUCUGUUUUGCAACCUUAUCGCCAAGCACUGCUUGAUUUGGAACAAGAGUUUCUGGCUGAUCCCCAUCUCUCCAUAUCACAUGUCAACUACUCCUUAGAUCAGUUCCAGCUCCUCUUUCCCUCUGUGAUGGUUGUAGUGGAGCAAAUUAAAAGUCAAAAGAUUCAUGGAUGUCAGAUUCUGGAAACAGUCUACAAAUAUAGCUGUGGUGGGCUGCCUCCUGUUCGCAGUGCCCUAGAAAAAAUCCUGGCUGUGUGUCACGGGGUCAUGUAUAAACAGCUCUCAGCUUGGAUGCUUCAUGGACUUCUGUUGGACCAGCAUGAAGAGUUUUUUAUCAAACAGGGUCCAUCUUCUGGUAAUGUCUCUGCCCAGACAGAAGAGGAUGAGGAGGAUCUGGGCAUUGGGGGACUAACAGGAAAACAGUUGAAAGAACUCCAGGACUUGCGCCUGAUUGAAGAAGAGAACAUGCUAGCGCCAUCUCUAAAGCAGUUUUCGCUUCGGGUGGAGAUUUUGCCAUCCUACAUUCCAGUGAGGGUUGCUGAAAAAAUCCUCUUUGUUGGAGAAUCCGUCCAAAUGUUUGAGAAUCAAAAUGUGAGCCUAACAAGAAAAGGGUCCAUUUUGAAAAACCAAGAGGAUACUUUUGCUGCAGAGCUGCACCGACUCAAGCAGCAGCCGCUUUUCAGCCUGGUGGAUUUUGAACAGGUGGUGGAUCGCAUUCGUAGCACUGUGGCUGAGCAUCUCUGGAAGCUUAUGGUAGAGGAGUCAGAUUUACUGGGUCAACUGAAGAUCAUUAAGGACUUUUACCUCCUGGGACGUGGAGAACUGUUUCAGGCCUUCAUUGACACAGCUCAACACAUGUUAAAAACACCGCCCACUGCAGUAACUGAGCAUGAUGUGAAUGUAGCCUUUCAGCAGUCAGCACACAAGGUAUUGCUAGAUGAUGACAACCUUCUUCCUCUGUUGCACUUGACAAUUGAGUAUCAUGGAAAGGAGCACAAAGAUGCUACUCAGGCAAGAGAAGGUCCUUCUCGGGAAACUUCUCCUCGGGAAGCCCCUGCAUCCGGAUGGGCAGCCCUAGGUCUUUCCUAUAAAGUUCAGUGGCCACUACACAUUCUCUUUACCCCUGCUGUCCUAGAAAAGUACAAUGUUGUUUUCAAGUAUUUGCUGAGUGUGCGCCGGGUACAAGCUCAACUGCAACAUUGCUGGGCCCUGCAAAUGCAGCGAAAGCACCUCAAGUCCAACCAGACUGAUGCAGUCAAAUGGCGCUUACGAAAUCACAUGGCAUUCUUGGUGGAUAAUCUUCAGUACUAUCUCCAGGUGGAUGUGCUGGAGUCUCAGUUCUCACAGCUGCUUCAUCAGAUCAAUUCUACCCGAGACUUUGAAAGCAUCCGAUUGGCUCACGACCACUUCCUGAGCAAUUUGCUGGCUCAGUCCUUUAUCUUGCUGAAACCUGUGUUUCACUGCCUAAAUGAAAUCCUAGAUCUCUGUCAUAGUUUUUGCUCGCUGGUCAGCCAGAACCUAGGCCCACUGGAUGAGCGUGGAGCUGCACAGCUGAGUAUUCUUGUGAAGGGCUUUAGCCGCCAGUCUUCUCUCCUUUUCAAGAUUCUUUCCAGUGUUCGGAAUCAUCAGAUCAACUCAGAUUUGGCUCAACUACUGUUACGACUAGAUUAUAACAAAUACUACACCCAGGCUGGUGGAACUCUAGGCAGGUAG
Messenger RNA from Chrysochloris asiatica (Cape golden mole), 1786 nucleotides. RefSeq names its product tubulin, gamma complex associated protein 4 (gene TUBGCP4). The transcript is spliced from 15 exons. Bases 203 to 1786 code for a protein of 527 amino acids. The record is from RefSeq and is a predicted model, not a curated record. Lineage: Eukaryota; Metazoa; Chordata; Mammalia; Afrosoricida; Chrysochloridae. Gene Ontology annotation, molecular function: microtubule minus-end binding; gamma-tubulin binding. Gene Ontology annotation, biological process: spindle assembly; microtubule nucleation; mitotic cell cycle. Gene Ontology annotation, cellular component: centrosome; equatorial microtubule organizing center; spindle pole.